This is a messenger RNA of Penicillium soppii, 492 nucleotides long. RefSeq lists its product as uncharacterized. Bases 1 to 492 code for a protein of 163 amino acids. Lineage: Eukaryota; Fungi; Ascomycota; Eurotiomycetes; Eurotiales; Aspergillaceae. The record is from RefSeq and is a predicted model, not a curated record. The transcript has a single exon.
AUGGCUCCUCUCCGCAACACUCUUAUCUACCUGAUGACUGCUACAUUCACAACAGUCUAUGCCGAGCAUCUAAGAGUCGUCUGGUCAUCUGGCACCUUCUCAUCGAUCUCUGGUCCUAACGGCGGCAACCAGAAUGGCGGAUACAGCGGCUUCGCAAUCCUCAAUGACGCAGGCGAUGCAGUCUACGAUCAGGCUUAUCCUGACGACCAUUCACCUUGUUAUACUGGAGGCCGUGAGUUCACCAUCGAGGGCGACUGCUGGGCUACUCCACGCAAGUUCCAGUGCACGGCCGACUUUGGAGGCCAGCCCCAGAGCUGUGAGGUUAAGGACGGCGACGGCAACAGCUUGGGUGCUGCUGAUGCACAGAAAGAUACCACUUUCAUUGGCAUCGCCAUUGGUAUUGAUGCUAGCUGUGUGAUCGAAUUUGAUUCCGACAGCGACGGCUGCCCUAUCGAUGAUGGCAACGGUCCCUUGCAUGUUACAUCGGGUUAA